Molecule: messenger RNA, 5692 nt
Organism: Diabrotica balteata
Lineage: Eukaryota; Metazoa; Arthropoda; Insecta; Coleoptera; Chrysomelidae
Source: the annotation of a GenBank genome assembly
GAUAUGUUCCAGCUUGGUUGAGAAUAUGGAUUAUAAUUUGCUUAAAGGAAAAGAAGGAUAUGAGCUUCUAACGGCUGUUGAAAACUUAGCAAAUAGUAAAAUUAAGGUAAUGGACAGACAUACAUCUAGCUCUACAGAUUCCAGUUGCUCCUUACGAAAAUCAAGAACAAGGUCUGUUGAUAUUGCUGUGAAACCAACUACAGGAGUUAAGCGGGCCCAUUCUGAAGACAACAAUUCUUUGAAAGCUAAAGUGCCGAGAGUUGACCAAGAUUCCAAAAAUAAAUUAAUUACAACAACAUCUUCAUCGACAUCUUCGUCAUCAAAAAGUGUGAACAAUAAAGAUGAGAGGAAACAUCGGCAUGAACACAAAAGUUCUAAAAAAUCAUCGCACAAUUCAAAAUAUAAACACUCAAGUCAUAGAAGUGAGCCUCGAGCAAGACUUCUUACCAAUGGCAACUAUAGUUACCCUCCUGAAGAUAAAACACUGAAGUACCGCAAAUACUACCACAUAGAAACCCAUACCAAUGGAGGUGCUAAGAUCCUCAGAAUGUAUCAAGAUGAAAUAAAACACCUUAGUCCCACUGAGUCUAAAGAGUUAGCAAAUGAGUUCUUCAAACUAGCAUUCCAAGAAGACAAAGAUGGCUGGGCAACAUUUGUAGUUGCAGUUGUUCAUGGUGGUGCGACUUAUCUUCCAGAUAUUUUGACCUACAUGGCAGAGAACUACCCCUCCCUUACUGUCAAGAAUGGAUUGUUAAGCAAGAGUUCCGAUAUUGAAACAACAACGCUGGCAAAUUAUCAUGAAAAUGUUUGCAAACACUAUGAAGCUGGCACUGUUCGAUAUGGACCACUUCAUCAGAUUAGUAUUGUUGGUACUGCGCAUGAAGAAGUUGGUGGAUAUUUUCCAGAUUUGUUAUUAAUGUUGGAAGAUAACGAAUUUCUCAACUUGACAAUGCCUUGGGGAGCUCUAUCCAUUUGUGAUCAAAUGAGACCUACAGAAAGUAACGAUGGACCUAUUAUUUGGUGUAGACCAGGAGAACAGCUUGUACCCACAGCAGAUUCGAAGUCGCCUAAUAAGAGAAAAAGAACUGCCAUUAACGAGUUGAGAAAUCUUCAGUACUUGCCAAGAAUGUCAGAAGCCAGGGAACAUCUAUUUGAAGACAGGACGAAAGCUCAUGCCGAUCAUGUUGGUGCCGGAUUAGACAGAAAAACCACAGCUGCUGUUGGAAUUCUAAAAGCUAUUCAUGGUGGAAAACAAGAAGGGCCUAUUAAUAGGGUUACAAAAGAUGUAGUUGCCUUCUCAGCUAAAUAUUUUGACAUUUUAUCUGAAAAGUUACAACUUGAUCUCCAUGAACCACCAAUAUCACAAUGUGUUACUUGGAUAGAAGAUGCAAAGCUAAAUCAGUUACGAAGGGAUGGUAUAGAAUAUGCUAGAGUCAACUUAUAUGAUAACGAUAUUUAUUUUUUGCCGAGAAACAUUAUUCAUCAAUUCCGUACUGUAACAGCUGUAACCAGUAUAGCUUGGCAUGUCCGAUUGAAGCAAUACUACAACCUGGAAGAUGUUAAAGGUACUGUCAGGUAUAUUAGUCAACUACCCAAUAAAAAUGUUUCGCCAACAAAACCAGAAAAAUCGCCACUUAAAUCGUCUAAUCACCCAGAUGAAGACAAGCCACCUAUAAAAAUGAAGCUGAAGUUAGAUCUUAACAAAUACGUUCCUGCUGAAAAAAUCCGGAAUCAUGACGAAAAAGAUAAGGAGAGAGACAAAGAGAAGAAACAUAAACACAAAGAUCAUGAUAGAGAAAAAUCAAAACAUAAGGAUAAACACAGGGAUAAACACAAAGAAAAACAUAGAGAUAAAGAAAGACAUAAACAUGAUAAAGAGAGAAAGCAUAAUCACAGUUCCCACAGGGACAAGGAGCAUAAACACGGUGAUAAAGAGAGAAAGCACUCGCAUGUCUCCAAACAAGAACGAUUACAAGAUCCAAUCCACAAUAACCAUAACCAUGUAACUACAGAAAACAGUGGUAACAGUACCAAGCCUAGUAUAAGCAGUAACCUUAAUUACAAAAUAAGUCCAAAUGAGUCAAAUAAUAUUUUAUCAAAUUCUGAUUUACAGGCAACACCACCAAAAAGAGUUAUGAUGGAAUCUACGAAGCUCGUAAUGCAGUCACCCACAAAAAUUGUUGUGGAGUCUGCAUCCAAAAUUUUCACUGAGUCUCCGAUAAAAAUUCUAGAACCCCCGACAAAGAGCGCUGCUGAUUCGACAAGUAAUUCCCCUGUGAAGCUCGUUGAGUCACCUGUAAAAAAACACAAACCAUUUAAGAUUAAGAUUAAAAACCGUCAGUCGACCGAUGUUCUUGGUGAUAUUUUAUUAGAAAUGAAUAAGUGUGAUCCACCAUUUUAAUAUUAAGCUACAGGUCGAUCAAAAAGUGAGUCCAGAACGUCUAAGAACUUCUCGAUGGCACUUUUUGUUCGAGCUGUAGAAGCUUUGAAUACUUUUUGUCCACAUUUAAUGUCUCCAAAAAUUUCAACCCUUUUUCAAUGGUGAAUCCGUUUUCAAAUAUCAUCAUGUAGAUAUGUACAAUUUUUGAGAUAGACCUACCUCAGCAUUCUAUUCUCAUUUAUAUCCCAAUGUUGUAACUACAUCCAUCUCCACAAAGGAGAAUAAAAUCGCGUUGCAAUUUCGAGGUUUGAAUACACUUUCGGGUAUUUUGAUACAAAAGUAUCUUAUGCACACUGUAUCUUGUGUACUAUGGUUUGUUACACUUUGUUUUGCCUGUUGAGAUGUGACAAUCAAAUAACUUUGCUGUAAUUGUUAUCUAUUAACAGCGAGCUAACCAGCGCUGCGACGGAUCUGAACAUGUCUGUGUCUGUUGAUGAUUCUUCGACCUUGAGCUCGAUAGGCCCGGUUGUACGUCUCACACUCUUGCUGUAGCAAUCGCCUGUUGUAAGACCUUGCUCUGGUCUCGACGAAAAAAGGUGAUCGGUGGAGCAAUGAGUUAAUCUCAACUGUCUUGUGAAAUAUUAUAGACCGCAACAUAAGCUCAUAUCAUGUUAAAGUAGGUAAGUGACGGCGGACAGUCAAUCAGCAUUAUUGCGUUAAGGUUCUGACUAGUCUUCGCGGAUGAGUCAGAAGACGAAGGCCAGAUUUGUGGAAUCUUGUUUGUGAAUAUGUUAUUUGCGAAAUACGGCAUCGCGGUGUUCGGCAUCCACCGUAUUCGCCAGAGCUGUCCCCUGUAUUUUUUUAAAUCCUAAGGUAAAAUCGGAACUUAGAGGACUAGAUUUGACAAUGCAUUGGAAGGGAAAAACUUUUUACCAUGGUAGGUGAUCAAUAAAACAUUUUGAAGCAUCAGUACCCAUAUUUGAUUGCCACAUCUCGUAUCAUUCCUAGUUUUAUGGUUUUAAUGGCGCUAAUUGCUAUCUUUUAUAUUUUUUUAACUUAAUCAUUUCUAAGAAAGAAUAUUUUUUAUUCAGUCAUCUUUGAUAAAUAAUUUUGGGGAUCACAUAUUUAGGAAUUCUACGGUAAAUUAGGUUCUUUAGUUGUUUCCUUUCACUAUUUUAUCCACGCUGUUAAUUGCGUUUGCAUAAAACGAGACUCUUUGUAACGGCAGUUUUCGUCUUUAGUAUUUAUUAUAAGUAUUUGGUUACGGCAUAGAUUCCGGCGAUACAAAGUCAAUCUGUAUUGCCUCACAUCACAUCAUAUUUUUAUAUUGUGUUGUUUUCAUUCGCGUGGUCUUCAUUGAACUGUUAAUGACACUAUUUCCAAUCCUUCAGUUGAAGUCGCCGUUAUGAAUAAAUGGCAGACCAAAUACGUUACGAUUAAGUCAGUGUACCAAACUUGAGAUGUGACAACAAAAAUAGACCAGUAUAAAAUGCUGAAGAGAGUCUAAACAAAUCUUGAUUUAAACUGAAUAUAAAUAUAUCUCCUUUCGCCAAUUACUCUAAAAAUAUAAAGCACGUCCAAAGUCUCCCCCACCCCCCACUACUAAUUGUUUUCUGAAAAAAAACAAAUUAAUAAUGUUUUGUAUAACUGAACUAAGGCACUUACAUUGUUUUUGUUUUGGUGUCAUAACUAUUUAAAAUAGCGGACGGAUGCCAUUUUAUAAAAUUAUUUCAAAUGUGAUCAUAUCGCAAGUAAUACUUUUUGGAAAACUCUUGUUUCUGUUAUAGCUCUAAUAAUUUGGUAGUUUUUAAAUUUUAUUGAAAAUGCUCGAAUAAAUCAGUUUAUUUUUCCAGUUUGCCACAUUUUGUAAAGAUAAUUUUCAUAAAAACCGCCAUUUUAAAACGGUGCAAUAUAAUCACAUAAAAAUCUAGAAAUAUGUGCACUAGCGCAAGAGCUUUCAAAUUAAUCAUACACCUGAUUAUUUAAGAAAAAAAAUGUCUAUGACGUUAUAAUAUUGGCGAAUGUCAAUGAAAAACAAAUGAAUUAUAUUAGAAUGUGAGAUAUUGGAAAAAUAAAUAAAUAAAUCUGUUUUCCAACCUAAAGACUACUAAGAGCUUUGAUUAAAACCAACCGCUACUGGAGGACUUUUGGUCAAUCCGACACAAAUCCUUACUUCGAUUACGCUUUCUUGCGUAGGAACUAUGUCAUAUGCCUUCUCAAGAUCUAUAAAUAUCAAAUGUAGCUUUUCGUUUCUUGUAAUCUUUUUUAAUUUAUCUUUUCUUUUCGUCGUAUUCCUCAAAAUAUCAAAAUUGUCUCAAAGCAAACAAGGUGUCCGCUGUCUUCCUUCCUGUCACAAACCCAAACUGUUUUAUCAAUGGCUCUCCUUAUCCUUCGCUCUAAAGUUCUCUUCCAAAUUUUAAAUGUUUGCGACAUUAACUUUAUCCCUCUUCUUACAGUUCUGAAUCUCCCCUUUAUCUUCAUAUCUCCAUGAAUUGGGCAUCUUUUCUUUCUCAUAUAUCUUACCCAUUAUUAGCCACAAAACAUCAACCCCUUCCUCUCCUAGAGACCUUACAAACAUCCACAAUUUCAUCAGUUCCUACUGAUUUUCGUUUGGGGUCCGGAAUCCUCUGUCUCUCGUGAGUUAAGUCUUUUGAUGACCUAUCCCUUGCUUUAGCACUGCUAUAUAACAUUGUCAUUCUCUCGGGUGUUUCCAACUCUUCAUACAGCUGUACACACGAUCUUUCCUUGACAGACAGCGCGCUUGGCCUCACUCUUUGCUACCUUACCUUCCUCUCUUUAGACCUGUUAUUAUUUGGAAUAUGGUCCUAUUUAUAAUUUCACAAAAUGGCGCCUGUGUGCGAUUUUAAAUGACAACGUCAUCUAAGACAUAAAAAUAAUGUGUGUCUAUUCAGGUACAAAAAUUUAUUUAGUUUUAUGGUUCAACAAUAGUUGCGCAUCAAAAGUAAGAACAUCAACAACUGGAUCAAGUUCAUUGCAAAUAUUCAAACUUUCAGUAAUGGCAGGUUAUUCUUAUUCGGUUUAAAUGAGAUUCUUAAAGUCUCUUAUAGGUAGAGAUAAUAGAAAUACAAAAUAAACAGGGUAUCCAAAACUGUUUAGUUACAACAAAAAGCAGUUUUAAUUUAUUUUUAAUUAUUUAGUUGUGGGAAAUUAUAAUAAUAUUAAUUAUUGUUUAUAAUAUUUUCUGAUUGAUUUAAUUGUGGUUUUGAAAAUUGUAAAAUUUGAAUCCUAGAAGCCCAAUUGUUAUUGCAAAAUUGGGUCGUUCCCCUAAGUUUAACAGUUUUUAUUUAUUAA